AGAGAAUCUCCUGUUAAAAAAGAGAUGGAUGAAGAAAAUGAUGAUGAUGAUGAUGAGAGUGAAGAUGAAUGGGAGAAUGUGGAAGAACCCCAGGAACCUGACAUAGAAAAGUUAGAAGAAGCUGCUCUUCUUCCAGCAGCGGUGCUGCCAAGCAGUUCUGUAGAGAUAGAGAUUGAAACCCCAGUGCAGAGGAAGGAAAGACUAAGGAGAGAAAAAAGGAAAGCCGAGUAUGAUAUGUAUCUUCGGAGAAUAAAGAAACGUAUCAUCAAGGAGGUUCGUGAGGACACACAUAAGGUCCACCUUUUGUGUCUAUUAGGAAAUGGUUUCUACAGGAACAGGAUCUGCAGCCAGCCGGAUCUUCUUGCCAUUGGUCUGUCCAUCAUCCCCUCCCACUUCACAGAUGUGCCUGCAGGCCAAGUGGACCUCCCUUACCUUUCCAGCUUGGUGAAAUGGUUUGUUGGAACCUUCACUGUCAAUGCUGAGCUUUCCACUGAAAAGGGAGAGCCACUUCAGUCGACCCUGGAGAGGCGCUUUGCCAUCUAUGCUGCACGAGACGGGGAAGAGUUGGUUCAUAUAUUUUUAGUUCUUCUCCGAUCGUUACAGCUGCUGUGUCGCCUUGUGCUGUCUUUUCAACCUAUUCCUCUCAAGGAAACAGGAGCAAAGGGAAAAAGCUCAUCCAAGAGGCAUUCUCUUAGCGGUACCUCUGAGGAGCAGGAGAGCACAACUCCCAAAGCUGCAGCAAAAAAAUGCCCCUGCAGCAAAACCAAACAGAAUGAAAAUUCCUCAGAGACCAAAGAAGACAACAAGGAGCCAAAGAAGCGCAAAGCUGCUCAGACCAGAAGGACACCCAAGUCAAAGUUGGGUACAGGCAGCCAGGAGCAGAAGGAAUCUGGUAAUGAGGAGAGUGGUUCAGCAUUAAAAACUGUGGUAGUCAGGCCCAAGAACAGUCAGCGCAGACAAGUGGCCUCCAAAGUGUGUUACAAAGAAGAGAGUGGAACUGAUGAGGGCAGUGGUUCAAACUUUGAGAUUCUGGAGGAAGACAGUGAUCUCUCUGAUGAUGAUUUUGAAAUUGCCCCUAAAAGACGGCGGAGCUCACGGGGCUCGCAAAAGUCAAAGCUAACAGCUACAAAAAGCCCAGAGCCUAAGAUUUCACAAUCAAGGCUAUCCAAAAAUUCACAUGGAGCUGAGCCUAUGUCAGCAGAAGGUACAGCUUCAGCCUUGCCUCAUGCACAGAGAAAGAGAAGAAAAAUAAUUUCUAGUGAUGAGGAUGAUGGACAGCCGGCGGUAAGGAAAGCGAUGCACACAGACCAGUGGCUGGAGGUUUUCCUGGAACAUGAAGACAAGUGGGUGUGCAUAGACUGUGUUCACGGCAGUGUUGGCCAGCCCCAGCUGUGCUUCACACACGCCACAAAGCCGCUUUCCUACAUUGUGGGAUUUGACAACGACGGGAGCGUCAGGGAUGUGACACGAAGAUACGACCCGGUGUGGAUGACUGCAACGAGGAAGAACCGUGUGGAGCCUCAGUGGUGGGAGGACACGCUGCAGCCCUAUCAUAGUCCCUGUGUGGAAAGAGACGAGAAGGAGGAAAAUGAGUUUCAAGUUAAGCUUCAAGAUCAACCUCUACCAACAGCAAUUGGAGACUACAAAAACCACCCUCUUUAUGCACUAAGAAGGCACCUCUUGAAAUACGAGGCAAUCUACCCCGAGUCAGCUGGUAUCCUGGGGUACUGCAGGGGAGAGGCUGUCUACCCCAGAGCCUGCGUACACACACUGCACUCCAAGGACACUUGGCUGAAGCAAGCUCGAGUGGUGAGGAUUGGAGAGGUGCCUUACAAGGUGGUGAAAGGAUUUUCCAACCAGGCGAGGAAGGCGCGCCUUCAACAGGUUGUGGUCUGGGACAGAGAGGACCUGGCACUGUUUGGUCGCUGGCAGACAGAGGAGUAUCGGCCACCUGUAGCAGUGGAUGGAAAGGUUCCUCGGAAUGAAUAUGGAAAUGUCUAUCUCUUCCUGCCGUCCAUGUUACCCAUUGGCUGUGUGCAGCUGAGACUCCCAGGCCUGCACAGAGUGGCGCGGAAGUUGGACAUUGACUGUGCUCAAGCUGUCACUGGAUUUGAUUUUCACUGUGGCUUCUCACACCCAGUUACCGAUGGCUACGUUGUCUGUGAGGAGUAUAAAGAAGUCCUCAUUGCUGCCUGGGAGAAUGAACAAAAAGAUAUAGAAAUGAAGGAGAAGGAGAAGCGUGAGAGAAGAAUUCUGGGGAAUUGGAAGCUGCUGACAAAAGGACUUUUAAUUAGAGAGAGAGUGAAGAAACUGUACUCCAUCAAGACUGAGCCAUUAGCACCUGAUAGAGAUCAAGGACCUGAUUUAUCUUCGGAUGAAGAAGAAGGUCCAAGUUCAAAGACUGCCAUAGCAAAUGCAGCCAUUUUUUGGCCCCAAAAUCGCCUAUUGGAGCAAAAAGAAGAGAAAACCAGAAAGAGGAAGCAAGAGAAUAAUCCGUAUGGGAAGCAUAUCAUAGAAUCAUAG
Molecule: messenger RNA, 2523 nt
Organism: Mesitornis unicolor (brown roatelo)
Lineage: Eukaryota; Metazoa; Chordata; Aves; Mesitornithiformes; Mesitornithidae
Gene: XPC
Product: xeroderma pigmentosum, complementation group C
Exons: 14
Coding region: 25-2523 (832 amino acids)
Biological process (GO): mismatch repair; nucleotide-excision repair
Cellular component (GO): cytoplasm; XPC complex; nucleotide-excision repair factor 2 complex
Molecular function (GO): damaged DNA binding; single-stranded DNA binding
Source: RefSeq, a predicted model, not a curated record